CUGGAGUUCGGGCUGGCGCUGGAAGCGUUGGCCGAGGCGGGGUACGCCGGCUGCGGGCUGGACGAAUGGCUGGUGCAAUUCAACCAGGCCAACCGGGGAGCGGCAAGCAAGCUGGAGCUGACCGCUGAGGGAGUGUUGCUGGUAUCGCCCAUGCAGAGCAAAACCGGUUCACGGCUGGAAAUGAUAUUCGCCGGUGAGUUGUACGGCUGGGCGCGUGAGCACGGCGGGGAAGCCCACGGCUCGCGGUUGGGCGUCCAUCUCCCCAAUGGAGCCCGCUACGCUCCCGACGCGGCGUGGCUCUCCCCGGAGCAGUUGGCCGACUAUUCCCCCUCGCGAGACACCUGGCUGCUGCACUUCUGUCCCCACUUUGUGGCGGAGGUGAUGUCGCGCCACGACCGUCCGGCGGAGGCGCGGCGCAAGAUGGAUGACUACAUCGCCCACGGCGCGCGCCUGGGCUGGCUGAUCGACCCCUUCCGACGGCAGGUGCAUAUCUACCUUCCCGAGCGCCGAACCCCUGGUUCUGGACGACCCCGAGGUGGUGAGCGGCGACCCGGAACUGCCGGGCUUCGUGUUCAACAUCCGCGCGCUGGUCUUCGACGCUCAGUAGGCCGCCCCAUGACCACCGCAACCACCGUCGGGCAGAAGCUGUGGAACUACUGCGACGUGCUGCGCAACGCCGGCCUGUCCUACGGCGACUACCUGGAGCAGCUCACCUACCUCAUCUUCCUCAAGAUGAUGCACGAGCUGACCCAGCCACCCUUCACCAUGCUGGCCGACCACCGAGCCGCCGCCCAUUCCCGAGGGCUGCGACUGGCCCAGCCUGCUGGCGCGGGACGGCGCGGAUCUGGAUCAACACUACCGCGCACGCUGGAAACCCUGUCCCAGCAGGAGGGCACGCUGGGGGUGAUUUUCAGCAAGGCGCAGAGCCGCAUCCAGGAACCGGCCAUGCUGACCCGGCUGGUCAAGGAGCUCAUCGACAGCGAGAACUGGCACGGCCUCAGCGCCGACGUCAAGGGCGACGCCUACGAGUCGCUGCUGGAGCGCAACGCCCAGGACGUGAAGACGGGCGCCGGCCAGUACUUCACGCCGCGUCCCGCUCAUCGAAGCCAUCGUGGACGUGAUGCGGCCCGGGCCGGACACGACCAUCUGCGACCCGGCCUGCGGCACCGGCGGGUUCCUGCUGCGCCGCCCACGACUACAUCGUGCAGCAUCACCCGACCAUGA
Molecule: messenger RNA, 1224 nt
Organism: Geodia barretti
Lineage: Eukaryota; Metazoa; Porifera; Demospongiae; Tetractinellida; Geodiidae
Source: the annotation of a GenBank genome assembly